Messenger RNA from Notodromas monacha, 1519 nucleotides. Lineage: Eukaryota; Metazoa; Arthropoda; Ostracoda; Podocopida; Cyprididae. The record is from the annotation of a GenBank genome assembly.
AACUCAACGCACGAUAACACCUCUGACCACUUUCAAUUCCGCACCGACCAUGAAGACAACCACUCUUCUAAUUUCUGCAUUUCUCAGCCUCUUACACGGACAACUGGUGAAAUCAUGCCAGGAAAGAGAUUACGGCUGGGGCAGUAUAGUUUGCGUGUGCGAUGCCAACUACUGCGACUACUACUCAGGACUCGGAGAUGCUCCAACAGAUCCGUCGACAGCGACCAUUACUAUUUCCACCAAAGAUGGCUCAAGGUUCGAAACCUCGACCAUUCCGGUGAUUCUUUCAAAUUUCCAAGAGGAAGCGGAGUUCGUGAUCUCCUUCUCAGACUCGGACACCAAACAGAUCUUCCAAGGGCUGGGAGGCUCUUUCACAGACGCAGCGGCCUUCAAUUACAUGGCGCUCAGCGACGAUGUCAAAUACCACCUCGUCAGCUCGUAUUACAACCCGGACGUGGGUAUCAACUACGUACUAGGGAGAGUACCCAUGGGAGGAGCGGACUUUUCCUGGAGACUUUACACUUACCUCGACACAGAAAAUGACACCGAACUCGCGACUUUCAGCCUACAAGAGGAGGACUACGACUACAAGAUCCCGAUGAUACAUGAUGCCAUGUUCGCAACCAACCGAUUCUACAUCAAACUCAUUGGAUCUCCCUGGUCUGCACCUGCUUGGAUGAAAACCAAUAACGAACUCUACGGUCAAGGGAAGCUCAAACCAGAGUAUUAUCAAAUUUGGGCAGAUUAUUUUGUGAGGUUUUUGGAAGAGUACUUUAACGUGUACAUCGACUUUUGGGCAAUAACUGGGCAAAACGAACCCUUGGAUGGAUUGUUGCCCAACUUCGAGUUCAACUGCAUGGGCUGGACCGCAGACGAGAUGCGAAAAUUCAUCGCCGAGAAUCUGGGACCAACCCUGAAGAACCAUUCGCAAUUCGGAAACGUGAAACUCAUCAUGAUGGACGAUCAACGAACGCAACUCGAACUGUGGACACGAGUGAUACUUGGGGAUGAAGCAGCGGCCGGUUUCGUGGAUGGCAUAGGUCUGCACUGGUACCUGGAUUCCUGGUUCGGACCUGAAAUACUGUCGGAAACCCACGACCUGUACCCGGAGAAAUUUCUCAUUUACACCGAAGCUUGUGAGGGGGACAUUCCCAAUCCUGCUGCAGUCGUCCUCGGGUCCUGGGAACGCGGAGAACAUUACGCUUUCGACAUUAUCGAGAACCUGAACCACUGGGUCACAGGAUGGGUGGACUGGAAUCUCGCUCUGGACCUUGAAGGUGGGCCCAACUGGGCCGGAAAUCAAGUAGAUUCCCCAGUCAUCGUCAACGCAACAGCCAACGAGUUCUACAAACAACCCAUGUUCUACGCCUUGGGACACAUCUCGAAAUUCAUCACCCCAGACUCAAUAAUUCUCAAAAACCAUGUUCUACAAGCAGAUCCUGACAAUGCUAAACCAGUGCAGGUGGUUGUUGCACUGAGGCCAGAUGAGACACACGUUGCCGUCCUGCUGAACGAGUAA